AUGUCUACAAACGCAAACGAACAGCCUACGUUCACAAUCCCGACGGUUGACCUGACAGCCUACCUCAAUGAACCUGAAUCUUCCGAGGCCGAGAAUAUCGUGACACAAAUUCGCACUGCUUGCACAACAAUUGGCUUCUUCCAAAUCACUGGACACGGUGUCCCGGAAUCACUUCAGAAGCGGGUGUUUGCUGCAGCGAAGGCGUUGUUUGGUCUACCUGACGACGAGAAGCAAAAGCUCAGAGGGAAACCCGGGCGUGGCUUCGAGCUCAUUGGGGCCCAGACGCUGGAGGAUGGCAAGAAGCCCGACUUGAAAGAGGGAUGGUAUGUUGGUCGCGAGAUGCCCGGCAACAAGCCGCCAUUCAGACCUUUCCAAGAAGCAAAUAUCUGGCCACAUCAACUAUUGGACUCGGAAUUCAAACAGCCUCUGCUUGAAUACCAUCGGGCCCUGUCUGAGCUGUCAUUUCUGCUCAUGCGGAUCUUGGCCAGAGGGUUGAAAAAUUUUGACACAACAGUGUUCGAAGACUUUUGUCGAGAUCCAAUUGCCGCAAUCCGGCUGCUUCAUUACCCUCCACAUCCCAAAUCCGAUGAUUCAGCCUUGGUUGGCGCCGGUGCACAUACAGACUUUGGGGCCAUCACCCUUUUACUCCAAGAUGGACAUUCCGGUCUGCAGGUCCUGAACCAAUUUACCGGGGAAUGGAUCAAUGUGCCACCUCAAGAACAUGCGUAUGUGGUCAAUGUCGGAGAUAUGCUAGAGGCCUGGACGAGUGGCGCAUACAAAAGCAACGUACACCGAGUCAUCAACACUUCUGGCACAGACAGAUAUUCAAUCCCUUUCUUCCUGGACGGCAAUGCAGACUGUAUCAUCAAGCCCCUGGAUGGCUCCGAGGGCAAGGCAUUUACGGUUGAAGAGCACAUGCUGUCCAGAUACGCUGCCAGCUACAAGUCCUAG
Fonsecaea multimorphosa CBS 102226 is the source of this 951-nucleotide messenger RNA. RefSeq lists its product as uncharacterized. Lineage: Eukaryota; Fungi; Ascomycota; Eurotiomycetes; Chaetothyriales; Herpotrichiellaceae. The transcript has 2 exons. Bases 1 to 951 code for a protein of 316 amino acids. The record is from RefSeq and is a predicted model, not a curated record. Gene Ontology annotation, molecular function: dioxygenase activity.